AUGAACCACUUACGCUCUCUUGCAGUCCUCGCGCUUGCCGCCCUCGUCAGCGCCCAAUCCGCGCCCGGGUUUCCCAUCCAAGUCGACACGAACCUGCGUGCAGAUUUCCAGGAUACUUCCACCAGCGUCAGUCCAGCCGGUGUGCUGUUAAACCGCGAUGAUGUCCUCGAGGAACCCACAAUCGUGGGCCCCUCCGACUCGACCCGGACAAUUGACUACAUGGUCUUCAUGGUGGAUCAAGACGUGACCUCACCCUCUGAUCCGUCCACUCGCAUACAAUUCCUCCACUGGUAUCAGCCCAACCUCGCUGGAGCCAGCGAAGUGCUUUUCGACUUCGAUAGCGACUCACAGAACUUCACCUCUGCCACACCCCUCGCUUACAUCCCUCCCACGCCUCCUGGCGGAGACAUCGCUCAUCGAUACACCAUAAUCAUGUACCGGCAGCCCGAGGGGUUCAACAUUCCCAGUGGAUUCGAGAGCUUCUUUGAAGAGAAGAGCGAUCUGUCGAACCGCUUGGACUUUGAUAUCGCGGGCUUUGUGAGCGCAUCUGGCUUAGGCGAACCGGUGGGCGCGAACUGGUUUCAAGUGCAGAAUAGAACGGAGUCCGUCUCAAAUUCGAGUUCGAGCACGACAACGAGCACAGAGGCAAGUUCGACUGCGUCGCAGACGAAUGCCACUACAACUGCUGCGGGCACGGAGACCGAGGCUACCCCCACGAGUGAACCGACGGCAAGUGUUGAGAGCACAACCACAGCACCUGUGGAAGCCUCGACUUCAACCGCCGUCGUGACGGCUUCACAGACACCUGAGACUGGCGCAUCGUCCGCUCCGAGCUCAAGCGCGACUAGCAGUUCACCAGCUCCGGCCGGCGCCGGCACGGUAGCCUGCAAUGGCAGAGGGCUCGUGCUCAGCUUCGUGCUCAGUGUCGUUGGUGCGGGAUGGUGGUUACUGUAA
Cladophialophora carrionii CBS 160.54 is the source of this 954-nucleotide messenger RNA. RefSeq lists its product as uncharacterized. The coding region runs from base 1 to 954 and encodes 317 amino acids. The transcript is spliced from 2 exons. The record is from RefSeq and is a predicted model, not a curated record. Lineage: Eukaryota; Fungi; Ascomycota; Eurotiomycetes; Chaetothyriales; Herpotrichiellaceae.